AUGGAUUCCAGUGCCCAUAAAUUCUAUCCUGUUCACGGCUUUGAUUCUAGAGACCAUCUGGAAACAUACUUUUCUAACAAACAAGAAAUGGGCUUUUUAGAUGAUACAAUGAAAUUUCCAAUGGAAUGUUUACACCGUGCUUUCAGUGAUGGUCACAUUAAGGGAGAUCUUCUGAUUGACAUCAGUGUUGGAUCCCUCAUUCAUCAUCUAUAUACAGCCAGUGGAUUUUUCAAACAGAUCCUUGUGCUGAAGUGCUCUGAGCAAUGUAUUAUGGAGCUGAACAGAUGGAUUAACACACGUACCGGAGCUUUUGAUUGGUCUCACAUGAUGACAUAUAUGAAAUACCUAGAAGGAAACAGUGACCAGUGUCAGGACAAAGACAUUACAUUGAAAACGGCAAUAACAAAGAUCAUGAAAUGUGACACUGACAAAGAAAAUCUCACAGACCCAGAGGUGCUCCCACCAGCAGACUGUGUCAUCAGUGCAUGGAUGCUGGAUGCCAUCAGCAAAGACCAAGCUGAUUUUAUAAAGAAUAUCAGGAACUUCAUAAAGCUACUGAAACCUGAAGGAUACCUGAUAUUGGUGGGGUGUUUAAAUGCAACUUAUGGGAUGGUUGGGCAGGACAAUGUACAUAUAUGCAAAUAUGAUGAGAACUUUGUAAGAAAAGUUCUCACUAGUGAAGGGUUUAUUAUUGACCACUGUGCAGUGCACAAAAGAACAUCAGUGAGUGACCUUUGUAACUAUGAGGCAAUUUUGUUUAUUACAGCUCACAGAGAGUGUUAAGGUCUGAUUCAGGGAAGCAUGCUCUGUUGAUGUUGUUGUUGUUGUUGAGCGCAGGUCAGCAUUUUAAUUUUACUGCACAUGCAUAUAAAUCACACUACACAUGAAUCCUGAUCAUGUUCAUACUGAUUUGGAUAAGGAGAGAGAUAAGACUCUCGUUUGGGGGCACUCUUGUGUAUGUACAGUAAAUAUACAUAAAACUUAACUUUUAUUGUAUAUCUCAUGAAACUACUGUAUGUUAAUCCUGUUUUUUUGUCAUAAA
This is a messenger RNA of Pseudophryne corroboree (corroboree frog), 1042 nucleotides long. Its product is annotated as nicotinamide N-methyltransferase-like. Gene Ontology annotation, cellular component: cytosol. Gene Ontology annotation, molecular function: N-methyltransferase activity. Lineage: Eukaryota; Metazoa; Chordata; Amphibia; Anura; Myobatrachidae. The record is from RefSeq and is a predicted model, not a curated record. Bases 1 to 783 code for a protein of 260 amino acids. The transcript has 3 exons.